AUGGCAACCCGAGAUGAAGAUACCUACUGCUGCCCGCAAAAGACCGAUGAAAACAACACCAUAACUCAAAUAGACUUUGUCACUCUUGGAAUGUUCAUAAUCGAUUUUCAACCCCCAACUCCCCCCGUCCGUGAUGUACUUGGCGGAGCAGGUACAUACUCAGCGCUGGGAGCACGUCUGUUUUCCCCUCCGCCGUUGUCCCGCUCUGUUGGCUGGGUUGUAGACAAAGGCUCUGACUUUCCCAACAAACUCUCAACAUUGAUUGAUAACUGGGACACUGGUGCAGUCAUACGCGAGGAUUACGACCGUCUCACAACCAGAGGAUGGAAUGGCUAUGUCGGCCCAGCGGACAGGCGAGCCUUUAAGUAUACCACACCCAAGAAGCGCAUUACUUCGAAAGAUCUCACACCCAAUCUUUUAUUUUCCAAGUCAUUUCAUCUGAUUUGCUCCCCAACUCGCUGCCAGGAGCUCAUAACCGACAUCAUGUCAUGUCGCAAAGCGCUUGCCGCGCCGGAAGACUCGUACACCAAACCCAUAUUUGUCUGGGAACCUGUCCCUGAUCUCUGUACGCCAGACGAACUACUCAACUGCACAAAUACACUACGUCUUGUAGAUAUAUGUAGCCCCAACCAUGCUGAGUUGGCAGGCUUUAUGGGUGAUGACGGACUUGACCCCGAGACUGGUGAAGUGUCGACGCUAAGCGUGGAACGUGCCUGUGAACAGUUACUAGCCAGUAUGCCGCUGCAGUCAUAUGCCCUUGUUGUCCGAGCCGGAGACAAAGGCUGCUACAUCGCCAAAAAUGGUGGCAGAAAGCGGAGAUCAGGGCCUGGCAAGACCUUUAAAUCACAAAAGGCACUGAUACACGGUGCAUUGCAGCCCGACACAGACAUGGAAGCAUUGUUUGCUGGACUCUUGCAAGAUGACGAUGGAUUUAUCGCACGUGAAGAGAUUGAAGUUGACCCAGGAUUGGAAAGAUGGAUUCCCGCCUACCACCAAGAUGGCCGCAAGGUUGUUGACCCCACGGGAGGCGGCAAUGCCUUCCUUGGGGGAUUAUCAGUGGCUCUGGCUCGCGGAGAAAAGCUGGAAAACGCAGUGGCCUGGGGUUCAGUCAGCGCGAGUUUCGCAAUUGAGCAGGUUGGUAUGCCAUCGCUAGUUAGGAAUGAUGAUGGUGUAGAGACAUGGAACGGGGAGGAGGUACAGCAACGACUCCGGGAAUUCCACCGACGACUCUAA
Molecule: messenger RNA, 1233 nt
Organism: Metarhizium acridum CQMa 102
Lineage: Eukaryota; Fungi; Ascomycota; Sordariomycetes; Hypocreales; Clavicipitaceae
Source: RefSeq, a predicted model, not a curated record